Stegodyphus dumicola is the source of this 3398-nucleotide messenger RNA. Its product is annotated as polyamine-transporting ATPase 13A3-like. Gene Ontology annotation, biological process: intracellular calcium ion homeostasis; polyamine transmembrane transport. The record is from RefSeq and is a predicted model, not a curated record. Gene Ontology annotation, molecular function: ATP hydrolysis activity; polyamine transmembrane transporter activity; ATPase-coupled monoatomic cation transmembrane transporter activity. Lineage: Eukaryota; Metazoa; Arthropoda; Arachnida; Araneae; Eresidae. Gene Ontology annotation, cellular component: membrane.
AUCUGCAUUGCACUUAGUUACCGAAAAGAAAAUACAAAAUUUUAAACGAUAACAUUUUUUGUAAAGAAAAAUUCUUUCUAUCCAAUUUCGUAUUCACUUUAUUAUCUGCCAUUUUGAGAUGUGUAUCACGUGAUAAGAAAAGAUUUAAUCCGGGUAGUGAAAACAGCAAACUCUUGCGAAGCCCGAUAAGUGAACAUUUCCUGCUUUUUCCUUUCAGAAAGAAGUGCAUCUACCCAGCUGCAUUCUCAUCCAUUUUUUUGCACGAAUCACUGCCUGAUAAGGCGGUAGACAUCUUCAAAUUGUCUUCGGUGCCUUAAGGUCAAGGAGUACUAUCUUGGAUUACGGUUCAUUAAUGAUUCCGCUGAACAACUGAUUGGCUUUACUAUCAUUCCUUCUUCCUGUGGAUUCUCGACUAAGUGUGUGGUGACGAGGAAUACUGAUUAACAGCAGUUCUGUGCCAGGAGAGCCAAGUACAUGGAAUGAGGGCGUGCUUCCUGCUGCGUUAUAUUAUUAAGUGAUAUCCAACUUUCUGAUGGAAGGAUGUAGCUGACAGAUAUUGCCGCUAAAAGUGUUCAUAUUCACAAAACGUGGCCCUCGCCGAAACCCGAAAGGCGGUAAUUCCCACCAAGAUGGUGAAUAAUGAGGAGGAAGAAAAGAUCAAUGUUGGAGACGAUGAACAGAUGACAAUUCGUGGAUUUCGGCGCUCAUUUCCAAAACUCAUCAUUACAUGGUUAGCUGUUUUGCUCUCCGGAGGUUUAUUGCUGAUAGCAAUGUCAUGGAGGCGGCGCAUAUUCAUGCGGUGCACUCACAGGCAAUGUCCUUUAGAAGAGGCAGAAAAAGUACUGCUGGUGGAUUCAUACAAUCAACAGUUCGUGGAACGCGUUGUACGGCCUGUUGAGAAAUCACUUAAGUCAAAACAGCAUACAUAUUUUUACAACAAAAGAAUUAAAUACGUAUGGGAUCCUCAACAUUCCAAGUUUGUUAGAGUUGUGGGUCUAGAUGUUCGAAACUGUUCUCAUUUACAUGCCCUCAGAGAAGGUUUAAAUACAACAGAAGCAUUAUUCAGACUGCACUUCUAUGGCAAGAAUUCUAUACAAAUAAAAGUGAAACCUGUUUGCAAAUUGGUACUUAGAGAGAUUCGGAGUCCUUUUUAUAUUUAUCAAAUGUUCAUCGUCGUCGUAUGGAUGAUUCAAGUUUACUAUCAGUUUGCAUUAUGUAUAGUGCUUUUGUCUAUCAUAUCAAUCACAGCUACAGUAUGGGAAACGAGAAAGCAAAGCAAAGCUCUGAGAGAUGCAGUGCGCACUGAUGCCGUGAUUACAGUUCUGCGAGAUGGUAAAGAGGUUCAGAAACCUUCUGACGAUCUCGUACCAGGCGAUGUUAUUCUUUUACCGCAAGCGCAGUUUACCAUGGUCUGUGACGCUGUACUGUUGUCUGGGAAUUGUGUCGUGAAUGAAAGUAUGCUUACAGGAGAAAGCACUCCUAUUACCAAAGUCCCUGUCGCCAAUGAUUCCAAUACUAAAUAUGACACUAGCAGCAAUAAGCGAAGUACGUUAUUCUGUGGAACUCAAAUACUUCACAGCAGGAAUGCUGAUGGGUCUGGUGUUAAAGCAAUAGUAUACAGAACAGGUUUCUCUACUGCAAAAGGAGAACUAGUAAGAGCUAUUCUUUUCCCCAAACCCGUGAAUUUCAAACUCUACACGGAUUUAUUUAAAUGCAUGAUCAUAUUUUUCGUCCUUGGUAUACCUCCUAUGAUCUAUACAGCAGUCAUAUGGAUUAAUCUUGGUGCUUACACAAAAGAUGUCAUCAUCAUCGUCGUCGACGUUGUCACUUUCCUUGUACCUCCCGUUCUGCCAGCGGUUCUCACCAGCAUCAACGCGCAUGCGCAGAGGAGGCUACGGAAACACGGGAUAUACUGUCUUAAUUCUCGUUACAUCAAUUUCUGCGGAGGGCUAGAUGUUGUGUGCUUUGACAAGACAGGAACGCUUACCGAAGACAGUUUGGAUAUUUCUGGUGUUGUUCCAGUUGAAGAUGGAAGGUUUGAAAGAGCUGUAAAGCACUUGACACACCUUCCCAAUAGUUCUCUCCUGAAAGCCCUCGCUACAUGUCAUUCUUUAACUAAAGUGGAUGGUAAACUUCUCGGCCAUACUUUAGAUGUCAAAAUCUUUGAAGCUAUUGGAUGGGAUUUGGAAGAGCCAUCAUUUGGUGACCAAGUACCUUUCGAAAAAUUACCUCCACGAAUAGUCUUUCCAAAGUCUGAAUCAAGAGAUCAGCCAGCUUCUGCACUUGCGGUUGUAAGGCAAUUUCCUUUCGAAUCACUACUGAGAAGAAUGAGUGUCGUUGCUAAAACGCAAGGCAGCAGUUCCUUUGAAGUUUACCUAAAAGGUGCUCCAGAACUUGUGGCCUCUCUCAGUCGAAGUGAAACAGUGCCAGAAAAUUUCAAAGACGUUCUGGAAUUCUACACUCGGCAAGGCUUCAGAGUUCUUGGGAUAGGAUCUAAAGCUCUGCCAGAAGAUAUAAAAUGGGAUGAUGUGCUGAGAAUGCCAAGAGAACAACUGGAAUGCGGUUUGCAGUUUCAUGGCCUUCUAGUUCUUCAGAACAGGCUGAAACCACAGACAAUACCAACUCUGAAGAUCCUAAAAGAUGCAGAUAUUAGAACAAUCAUGGUGACAGGGGACAACUUGCUGACAGCCAUUACAGUUGCUAGAGACUGUGGUAUGAUAGAAGAGUAUGACUCCGUUAUUGCUGUAGAAGCGACUCUUGUUCCCAGAAAUUCUUCUACGACAGAUACUGGCUACCGCUUGCAAGUGCAAUAUACUUAUGCAAAGUUGCCAGGAUUCAGCGAGAAGCUUAAUAUGGUGCAGAAUGGGAUGGUUGAUGAAAUAUGUGUUCCUGCAAUGUGUGAAGGAAGGUAUCACAUAGCGAUGGAGGGAGUAACGUUUAAUUUAAUACGUCUUCAUGACAGCCAGUUAUUGGACAAAGUUGUGCUGAAAGGUACCAUUUUUGCAAGAAUGUUACCAGAGCACAAACUUUAUCUCAUAGAAACGCUACAGAAUCUUGGGCAUCAAGUAGGUAUGUGUGGUGAUGGUGCGAAUGACUGCGGUGCGCUAAAGACAGCACAUGCUGGUGUUUCGCUGUCUGUUGCGGAGGCCUCUGUUGCAUCACCUUUCACAUCUACGCAACAGAACAUUCAAUGCAUACCUACAGUUAUAAGAGAAGGAAGAGCAACGCUUGCAGCCACUUUUGGAGCAUUUCGUUAUAUGGUCUGUUAUUGUUUUGUGCUUUUAGCAGCAGUUCUUAUGUUAUUCUGGGAUGGUCAGAAACCGUCAGAUGGAGGUUAUGUUCUCAUCGAUAUUGUUUUAAGCUUAAUACCUCCAAUAUUAUGUAAGUAUUCAUUUUAA